GACUGGAUGCUGUUUACCUUCAGUAACAGUAUCAAAAUUCUGUAUAGAAAUUCACUGAAACUCCUCUGAACAGGUCCUUCAAAGUUUUCUAUCCCAUUCUCUCCUCAAAAGUGGAUUUAUUGGAAUCAGUACCAUGAAUUUACAUGCUGAAGGUUUUCAUAGAACCAAGGAGUGCUGGUAACUCUUUAGGCUUUAUAGAACGCUCUGGAAUGCAAAAUACAUGAGAAUAAGGUACUGAAGUUUGUUAUACUAAAAAAAGCCUUGUGGAUGCUGAACUCUUAAUUUGUGCGAGGCCUCCUCAGCUUGGAACACCAUGUCCGUUACUGAACCAAUGCUGAAUAUCUACCCAUCCACCAACCACCAUGCACAGAUGCAUCACGACGGACCGCUGGCCAACGGCGAAACCAGCUCAACGACAAGCAGUGAAUCGGACGUUCAGCUCAAGGGACAGAACGGUUCGCUCUCCCCCAUGGACAAUGGCCCUGACAUGUACACGUCAGACGGCUCCAUCGACAGUCAGGGCCAAGUGCAGCAAUAUGUGAACGGGCCCAUUGCCAAUUCGUGCCCUGCAAACUAUAUCCAGGAGUACGAUGCCAGCAUGGAUGGAACGAACGCUAACUAUGUGCCCAUCCCGGGCCCGGAAUAUGACGGACAUAUGGAUUACCCCUCGCCGGGUCAGGAGUAUGUUAACCAGGAACUCUACCAGGGCCAAAGCUCGGAAUAUGUGGAUUAUAACCAGGGGCAAGGGACCACGCCCAUGCCGGUGGAAGAGGGUGUGCCACAGGGACAGGUUCAAGAAGAAGGGGUACAGGGACAGACACAGGGACAAAAACAAAAAUAUGUGUUUUAUCUUCAAAUCAAACCUGGUGAAGCAUUUCCUGUGGAAAAUGGGGACCAGGUACAAUAUAUACAUGGUCCAACGCUAGUUCAACUCCUUUCCAAUUCCCCCACCCCUCCACAAAUUCACAUGGUAAAAACAGGGCACGGUCCUGUGCAAACCAUGGCCAGCAACUUACCCCUCCAGCCUCCGGCGCCAAUGCAGUCAAUGCCAAUGCAGCUCCCUGUACCACAGGACAACCGUGACGCCAUCAACCAGGCACCGGUCUACCCUAACCACAACCAGGCACCGGCUGCGGCACCAGUACCCCAGCAAAUGUACCAGCCACCAAUGUUCCAGCCGCCUCCACCGGGUAACCAGCAGGUGUACCCCCCUCAUAUGCUGGGGGGUUACCCCAAUACGGCGGGUAUCCCGCCACACAUGCAUACCCAGUUACCGACGGUGUUUAUGGGUACCGGUGUUCAUCCAACCCCAAUGCACAUCCAGAGGUUUCCUCCAGCUUCAUGUAACUCCUCAAACCAUCCUCAUCCUACUCAACAUCAAGGUUCUAACGGGGAUCUUUCACCUAGACAAGAAGGUUCACAUAGGCUCGUUCUUCCAAGGCCUAACAGACCCCGAGAUGAGCGAGCCGAUAAACAACGAAGUAAACUUCAGAAAAAGCUGCACGAAAGGCAUGAAAGGCAAAAGGAGAAUAGCAGCCUUUCCAGUAGUCCCCAGUCAUCGCCCAGAGGCAUGGGCACCUCACAUCCUGGUGUGCUACGGCCUACAGAGAACGGGACAAGUUCAAGAGGGACCAAGAAAAAAGGACGGAACAGCCCCAAAGAUGAAAGUGAAGAAAAUCCUCAAGUGAAGAAGCUGAAGGAUCUACUGUCCAGUAUCCAGAUUCCUGAGGUGGAGCAGGUCACUGCUAGGUCAGCAACGGUCAGGUGGUCAAUGCCAGAACCUUAUCAUUCAGGACAAGGGGAUGAAGACCUCUAUGAAGAUCAUGGUAUUGAUCCAGCAGCCAUCAGCUAUGAACUCAAAGUCCUGGACAAGGCCAAGAACAGUAGUCCUGGAACCAUUUACAGUAACAGUCUUCAUCAUACACUGACAGAUCUCAAGCCUGCUACUGAAUACCAACUAAGUGUGAGUGCAAUAUUGGACGGUAUACAUGGUUCCCCAUCACGGCCGGUUAUCUUGGAGACCAAUGGCUGCCCACCUGACGUGCCCUUGAUGCCAAGGCUCACAAGUAGGACCAAGAACUUCUUAGUCCUGUCCUGGAAGGCAUCCAACUCUAAUGGGUCCAAAAUCCACAGUUAUUUGCUGCAAUGUGAUAAGGGUAAUGGUUCGAGUGGCUAUGUAGCAAUAUAUGAAGGCCCAGACAAGCAGUACAAAAUCACCAAGCUCCAGCCAUCCACUCUAUACAGGUUUAGAUUACAAGCCAUCAAUAGCCAUGGAUCAAGUGGGUUCAGUGAGGAAGCAAAGUUCUAUACAUCGGGCAGCGUACCCCCGGUGCCCAGUCCACCAACCCUUAUAGAAGCUCUUGCCAGGAGUUUGAAGCUUCAAUGGCAGAGGGGUCCUGGUGACAUCCAUGGGUACUGUCUAGAAAUGGAUGAUGAAUCAAAGCGCUAUGGCUUCCAGGUGGUGUACAGAGGAGAAGAAACAAGUCACUCUUGUAAAAAUCUUGCCAGAAAUUCAGAUUACAAGUUUAGGUUAUGUGCCUUCAAUGAAGAGGGAAAUAGUCGGUGGAGUAGCAUAGUGGCCUUUCGGACGAUGCCUGACGCACCGCGAGCGCCUUCCAAACCAAGCCUCAAGGGUAAACUGCAUUCCACCAGUUUCAAGAUCAUGUGGGAUCCACCUAGGGAUUGUGGAGGCUCUGAAGUAACAUCAUAUCAACUAGAAAAAGCUGAAGUUAGAAAUGGUCCCUUUUCGCCAGCAUAUAGGGGUAUGGAACGGGAGCACCAGUUUGAUAAUCUAAAGCCAGGAUGUACUUACUACCUUAGAGUCUCAUGUACGAGUAAAGGAGGAACGAGUCCAUGUUCGGAAGUGUUUAGUAUAACAACGCUACCCAUAGUACCAGGCCAAAGUCAUUCACCUAGAGUACAUGGAAAACCUAAAGCUACUUCAGUCAAUUUGAGAUGGGGCAUGCCGGACUACAACGGGGGUGCUCCAAUCACAGAGUUUUCAGUCGAAAUGACAGCAGCUGAUAAUAAUGUUACUAGCGAAGUCCAUCGGGCGACAGCAGACAUCACAGAGUGUACCGUCAAUAGCUUGCUACCGGGAAGGACAUAUGACUUCAGGUUGAGGUCUUGUAACAAAAUAGGGUAUGGUCCCUAUUCAGAACCUCUUCGAGUCAGUACGGGGGCGGGGCCUCCUGAUGCUCCUACUGAGCUGACUGCAUCCUGUGUCACCACCUCCGUUGUCCUCCUCAGCUGGCAGAAACCUUGUUUCAAUGGAGCUGACAUCACAGAAUACAGAGUGGAGAAGGCAUCAGAGAAUGGCACAUUCUCAUUAGCGUAUAGCGGUUCAGCUACCACUUGUGAAAUCCGAGGUCUUCAACCAGCCACCUACUACUACCUAAGGGUCCAGGCUCUCAACGCAGCCGGCCAUGGACCGUUCAGCUCCGUAGUCACAUGUCAAACCCUUCCCUCCUCCCCCGAGGCUGUACCCUCGUUACGAGUAGUCUCCUCCACCUCCGACUCGUUACUCAUCCAAUGGACGGAGCCCAGCGACUGCGGCUCAGAGAUCAUUGCAUAUAACCUAGACAUUGGAGAAGGCCAGCCUAUCUUUGUGGAGGGCAACGUUACCCAGUACUGUGUAGACCAGUUGGAACCUGAUACCAAAUAUAGGAUACGAGUCCAAGCCCUUAACAGCAUUGGUGAGGGUCCUUACAGCGCUGUCUUGAAGGCCAUCACAAGAGCUCUACCGCCAAUCCCACCAAGGUUAGAAUGUAUCUACUACAGCCAUCAAUCACUCAAACUCAAAUGGGGCGAUCAGACCAGGACGGUUGGAGAUUCCAAGUCACUCAACUUUACUUUGGAAAUGGAAGACAAGAGAGGAAGGUUUGUGGUAGUCUACUCUGGUGUCAACGUUACUCAAAAGGUUACAAGGUUAAGUGAAAGCACCACCUACAAGUUCAGGAUACUUGCCAGCAACGAGGCAGGAACAGGACCCUACUCGGAAGAUUUUGUCUUUGCCACAACGAAGGCUCCACCUGUAACGCUGAAAGCGCCCAUCUUGGAAGUUGAUCAAGAUUCUUGCCAGAUCUCUUGGGCCGAAGCAGUUCUCCAUCAGCAGGAUGAUCUCAUGCAUUAUCAAUGUCAGUACCAGAGAACAAGGGAAGGGGAAGCAAGGGUGAUCUACCGUGGUCCCGAGAAGAGCUUCAAGCUAGAACACCUUGAGCUGAACAUUGAGCACCGAGUACGAGUGUGUGCCAUCAGGGUACCAGGUGAUGGAUCAUCAGAGCUAGUAGGGAUCUACAGUCCUUGGGCUUCAUUCACCAUCACACCACCGGCGGCAAAGGAGGAGGCGCUCAUGGCAGAUGGGGACGGGGACGGAUUGACGGACCUGGAUUCCAAGCCGAUGGGAGACAGUCAGCUGGCGAUGAUCAUCGUGGCAUGCUUCUGCGUUAUAGCCAUCCUAAUUGCCGUCUUUCUUCAAUGGUAUCUAGGUUCGUAACAGGAGUGGCAGGUGAAGUGAUGGACCAAGAUGGCGCCCUCUAUGGCUUAAUGGAGGGCAGGGAAGUUCCCCCUCCCCCUCCUUUUAUUCUUCAAGGCAUUGUCGCUGACUAGGACCUGUAGGACUUCAUCAUCUGGCCAACUUCACAGUUACCUCUUAGCCUCUACGCAUCCCAUGGUAUUCGGUCUAAUCCUUCGGCAUUCUACAACUGUGGGGAGAUAUGUCGGCUGGCAGUUAGCAUUAGCCCUGUGAUGAGCACCAUCAGACUAUGCCCAGAGCAGAGCCUGAUUUUGCUUGAUAUAGAUAGGUCUUUUCUUGACCAUUUGAUUUCAAAUUUAUUUGCUUUCAUGAGACAAAUAAGUCUUGUUCUUUUUUUACGAUAACUGUAAGUUAGAUGGAGUGGAGUAUUCGCUCCAAGCAUGAAACUUAAUGGGCUAAAGAUUGAUGGGUCGUAAAGCAGUGACUGACAUCAUCCGGCCAAAGCAUGCCUUUCUCAAGGUGAAAGUAAGAUACCAAAUUGCAAAAUAUUUAGGGGUUAUUGAUGAAGAAUUAUAUUCCAUUGAUCACUGCCUAUACAGUGUGAACUAACAGACCUUGUCCACUUUCAUUAUUGAGAUUUGAAAUCCUCACUUUACUUCCACAUAAGUAGCUUCUUAAGUAGAACAUAUUACCUCUGAUAACUCUAUGUUUUAGCUGUCUCUUGUAAGUAAUUGUUGUGUACCUGUGCACAUUGCACACAUCUUACACAUACAUUGUUUAAUUGUAAUUUACAUUGUUUUGAGUGAAGAAUUCUAUCACCGUGAUAUGGCAAUGUUUAUAUAACUUUGUCAUGAUGCUUUUGGGGUUUCUGGAAGGUUUACCUAAAUAGAUGUCAAUGUAUUGUAAGUAUUUUUGGUAUUACAGGCAUAAGACAAUCAUCUUGUAGAAGUCUGUCUCUACACACCGAAAGACAUCAUUCAAACUUGUUAUCAUUCAUAUGCUGCCUCAGCCUGUAGACUCUGUCAUGUCGAUGAAUGUUGCCAAGAGCUCUGAAGUGAAGUUGCAACAUGGCUGUUUUAUCUAUAGACCUUUGUUCUUCAGAUAAAGUGAUUCAGAUUGGCUUGAAGAUCAUAUCAAGAACAUAUCGAAAAGAGCCUUUCUUCCACCAAAGUUCUCCUGUUUUAUUUGAGGGAUUUGAUAUUAAAAGCAAUGUAGAUUGUCUGUGCAGUGGCAAGAUAAGUUCAGAAGCAUUGUUUGAAAAUGAAACUGGAAUACUGGUAGUUAAUCUAAUAUUGUACCGUUAAUAUGUAUAGAAAGAAAGAGAAAAUGUAAAUCGAGCUGGCAUGUUUUACAACUAUCUCAGUAUGAGGGAUGAAGUAUUUAUUUAAAGAUUUAUUUUAGCACAUUCAAAAUACUGUGGUUUGUAGGAAUUGUUUCACUGUUGUUUCCAAAGUAUAUUUUUUUGUGAUUCCUUGCUCCAAAUGAAACUGGAAUACUGGUAGUUAAUCUAAGGAUCCAUGUCAAGGAUUUGAAGAUACAAAAGUGCAUUUUGGGAUAGAUUGUGAGUCGGCUAUGAAAACUGAUGGGAAUGUCAAGUGAUUUAUUUGUAGAGGCUGAAGUAAAAUGUAAAUUUAUGGGCUUGUAUUCUGAACUCGGGGUUGAAAUUGAACUGUGGUAUAAAUUUGUUGGCAAAAUAUGCAUAGCCAAUUGCAGUGAAAAGCUCAAUUAGUUUAUGUUCAAUUUAUCAACUCAAUUAUUUAUAACUGUCUGGAAUGAUAACUGUAGUAUUUUUUUUCAUCGAGGGUAAACAAAAAUAUUAAGUCUAAGAAAUAUUCCAUGUAAAUUUAAAAAAAUAUUCGCUUUCCAUAAUUUCAGCACAGAGUUACAGCGUGGUCUUCGGGCCAUGGAGUUCACUGAGAGUUAAAAAUCAUAGUAACUAAAAAGAGAAAAAUUAAUUGAGAAAAAACAAAAUUAAUGAUGAUGUUUAUUAGAUAAAUGGACUAGGACAAAUAAAACAAGUGGGAUCUAAUUUACUGAUUCAGAUAAAACAUGACACUUUUGGAUUUAAAUGUCAAUUAUCCUGUGGAAUAUUGAUAUGAAUGUUUUCAUAAUGCAGAAAUUUUCUCUCUUUCUCACUAGAAUUUGAUCUUAUUUGAGCAAAAUGAAUAACUUCUUGGCAAUGUCGAAUGAUAAAAAUGAAUACUAAGCAGGAAUGCUAUAACCAAAGUGCACAUACAAUGAAAUUCUAAGAGUAGAUUUUUAUUUUAUUGUAAUAUAGAAUGUUUGCAUAGAAUAACUCAACUACAUGAAGCUCUAUUUGUCAAAUUGAUAUUAUAUUACAGUAUUUCAACUCAUUCAAUAAAUAGAUUUAUUGGGUAAAAUAUAUAUAUUUAUAAACUUUUGUACUGUAAGUAAAUUUUUGUUCUCAACUGCUGAUUGGGAUUUUCAUUGAGAACCCAAACAAUUAGCAAUUUGAAUUUUAAUGUCUGAAUUUCAAUAAUGCUAAAUUGAAUUAAUGAGCAUUAAUGUAUUUGGUCAAUGAAUUGUUACUAGGUGGAUUAAACAGGUUACAUUGUGACCUGACCAUGUAAAUGAAAUGUCAAAACCUGAAAAGGCAAUUUGAGUUUAAUGUCUGAAUUUCAGCAAUGUUAAAUUGACUUUAUGAGCAUUAAUGUAUUAGGUCGAUGAAUUGUUACCAGCUGAACGUACAACAUGAACUGAAAUUUCAAAACCUUUAUUGGCAAUUUCAUUUAAAUUUCCACAUAUUACUGUGAGACAGUGGAUUAAUCAUUGUUUCCAUCGCCAUUCCCCAUUCUGUUUCGAAGGGGUUAUUUUCUCCGUAGAAUUCUUUUCAUCUUAAUUUUUUUAUUAUGAUGUAGGCUGGAUACAAUCAAAGGGAAAGGAAUCCAUUAUGUCAACCAAACAUUUUUUAAUGAAACCUAUGAAUACCAUUGGUUUUAUUUACAUGCUACAAAUCUUACUAAAAUGCAAUAACCUUCAUUAGUUUUUGAUGGGUAAGGGGUUGCUCAAAAUUUUGCGAGUUGUGACUAGUCCGACCUAGUAGUGCGUGAUACAUGCAAAUUGGCCAUCGAUGAAAACUGAUGCAUCGAAUAUUAAAACACCAAAUAAAUCAUCAAUAUGUCAGUUAUUCAUAAACCUGAAUGCUUUAUUUCAAACAGCAAGAUGGUGUUAUCUAUGCGAAAUGGGAUUCAAUUCAUUUUUAUACUCUUUGCUGUUGGUGAGGUUCGUGUUGAAUCUCUUUCUUCAAAUGACAGCUGAUUAUAUAAUCAACUGUUUGGGAGUUGGGCAUUAGUGAUAUAAACUCUACAAAGGUGCAGUGUUAAAACAAAACAAAACACUUACUGGAUGAUUUUUAGUUUGGAGUUGAUGUGUGGUGUUGUUUUAAUUGUUAAUGGUGUUUUAAUCUUGUGUCCUAUGCACCAAUUGCCUCUGAUUUCUUAUCCAGCUGCUAUGGAUUGGUAUUGGGCCAAUUUUUAUAUCAGCACAGCACCAAAAUAAGUAAUAAAAGAUUGGUCUUGAGACGAGUCUAACCCUGUGCUGGGCUAUCAUCAGUAUGAAUUGGCUGAUUGGUGUAUACUCAGAUAAGGUGUUAGAGCUAUGAAUGGCUAUAUUGAUUGUGCCUCCAACACCAGCACCAGCACAAACACCAAACUUGAAAUCAUCCAGUGUCGGAGGAGUAUCUAUAGUAGGCUUAGUUUCUCAUAUGUUUAUAUUCUUACAAGCUGCUGCAAUGGUCGCAUUAUAGAUCACAAAGUUCCUGUGUUGAUACGAUGAAGUGUUUGGAAUGGAUAGACUAUAGUAGAAUCUCACAAGAUUCACUUCAUACUCAUGGGGUUGUUCCAUGAAAAUAUUAGAAAUUGCAAAUUUGCAAUUAAUAUCUACAGCAAAUCAAUUUGAACUUUGUGUUUUAAAACUCAGACCGGCAAUAGAGUGCAAAUUUGCAAUUAAUUUUAAGAUUUCUGAAUCAUUUUGGGACAGUUUGAUUUGCAAUUGUUUUCAAGUAACAUGCAACACUCUUUCAUUGAGCCUAAGAAAUUAAAAAUAAAAAUUUUACAGCUUUAUACUCAUCCACUGCCAGUGAACUCAGCAAAAGUAACACUAGGUUUAGACAAAGGAAAAUAAUCUUUUUAAAACAGAUGAUCUUUUUUUUUUAAUAAUAAAUAACACUGCAAGACAGAUAUGUCCCUAUUUCAUGAGAAACUACUGAUGCCAUCUGGAAAGGUCAUAAAUGUAUAUCUGUUCUUAUUAAAAUGAAGGGGGUAUUCACUAAACCACUCCAGAAGGGUUUAACGUCAAGGUAGUAACAUUUGAACAUGUGAUUUCCUAGGCUGCAUCUCCGAUAAUCAUAUUAUUCAUUGAGGUAAACUAAAAGUAAAUUCCGUGAUACAGAAUGUUUAAAGCCUCACUACAGAAAAUAGUUUUGUGUGUAUGUAUGAGAGAGCAAGAGAGGGAGAGAGUGAAAGAGAGAAAUGCAAGUGUACAAGCUUAAAGGUUAUAUUAUGUAUAAAUGAAAAGCUUGCCAGAAAGGCUUGUAUUAAAAAUGUGUAAAGACUGCUAUGUAUUUGAUAAAUGUGGAUUGUUUGUUUGGAUCUAUCAAUUGUAAUUUAUUCAGUUUUCUUCUUCAACUCUUGUUUAUGUAGCAAAGAAUUUUUUUCUGUUGUUGCUAUAGUACAAUUCUGACAUAGCAACGUGUAUUUGUGGAAUGUUGAAGUUGACGGUAAGGCCUGUACAAAUCUAUGGGGAACGAUGAAGCAAUCACUUCCCAACUAAAACUGUUUUUGAAGAUUUGUUUGUCAUCAUUUAGUGUAAGUAAAAAAAUAGAAAGUACAACAUAAAGAUCUAUUUUUUGAAAUGUGGUAUAUAUACAUUCUAUGAAAUUGUCUGGCUUUUUUUCUCUCUUUGUUCUUGUAUUAUGUACAUGUGUCUGACUUAAAAGAAUAUUGUAAACUACAUAAGACUGAUGAAGUGCUCUGUACAUUGUUAUGCUCUCAUGUAUAUUGCAUUAAAAAUGAGUAAAAAACAGAUUUAAAGUAUUAAACUAACAAAAAAAGUAUAUAUAUAAAUAUAUAUCUAUAAUAUAUAUACAUAUCAUUGUGUAUAGUACUGUUAUCUAAACUGAACAAAGUCUACAAAAUGACAUGCUUUGUUAGCAUAAAGUUAUUCAGCAUUUCAAGUUAUCAGUGGUAGAGAUGAGUUUUAGAUGGCAUUGUUUUGUAGAAAACGUACUGAAUUCUGCGUGUGAACUCAUUAACAGACCAUCUGGGUCUAUAUACUUCUGCUUUCAUCUAUUCACUUGUGUUCUCACUCGUAUAUUUUCUGUAGGAUUCCGCUCACCACAAAACAAGAUAUCUUGUCCCUGCCUUUUAAAGAUUGCUUUUAAUUUUCCCCCAAAUCGGUUGCCAAGCUCCGAUACUAUUAUUUCCAGUAUUGUGAUUGAUAUGGAUUCAUCUGAAAGCCGAUACAUGGUGGAUGAAUGAAGGACUGUUUCACAAAACAGAGAUGAGAUGGAUUUAUAAGGUCUCACUCUGUCAAAUUGGCCUAUUGUUAACAGGGACAUGAUCCUGAAGAUGAACUGUUAAGGUACUUCAGGGGACAUUCUGCUGGUGGUUCAGUAUUGCUUGUAAGUUUUCCUAUCAAUCACAAACUAUUUAACUUAUGAAUAAUUUGUAUUUACUCAUUAAGAUCAACUUCAUCUGUGCGCACAUAAAACUCAAACGGUGGCUUUUCAUAAAGACCAUUGAGAUAUUGCAAGGUACUGCAAUCGGUUUUAUGUCAAUUUCAAUUUCUGAAGUCGAUUGUAAUUUUGACAAUUGAUAGCAAAAAUGCAGUUGAUUUUCUCAAAAUUACAGAUUUGAUGUGUCAAUCACACUUCUAUUUCACUGCGUGUGUUUGAAAUAAAACUUUUAUGUUCAACCAAAAUGGCCAAUAAUGAACAUGAUUUUCUUAGAAAUUCUCCCUUUUGAGAUAUAUAUGACAUUAUUACAACUCAUUUCUGUGUGUAAAUAUACCCAUCUUCAACAUACUGAGAAGGGCACAUAGAAUCAAAUUAUGAAAGAGAACAAGCAAUUGGAACAUACAUUAACAUUCCAAACUAUUUUGUACCACCAGAAUCUAAACUUUAUGGUUAAAAAUCUAGCAUUCAUUCAUUUAUUCAUUCAUCGAUGAGGCUUUUUUAACCUUGUCGUCUUAACUUUUUUUUAUUAUGUUAGUUUCAUGUGAAUGACUUGCUAUUAUUUUGAUGGCUCAAUGCUGUAUUUUCUUGUGUAGAAUAUUUAGAGAUCUAUUUUUAUCUGUGUGAUAUCACCUCAUAGGACCAAUUUUCCUUUUUAAUCUGUAUUUGCAUUCAUUUAUGUAUAUUCACAAUUCAUUGCGCAUUGUACUACAUGUAUUUCAAUUUAUGAUGUAGAGUCAUAAUACUUCUAUAUUUUGAUUUGAGGCGGAUGUUACCAUCAAGUUACUUUUACUGAAACGGUAUAUGGUAUGUGUAUAGGCAAAACAGUUCAUUGUUUAUUUUUAAUGUUAUCAUUAUUACAUUUUUCAUUAUAUGAGAUAUAUUUUUCUGAAUUGUAAUUACAAUGUACAUGUAUCUGCAUUACUAUGCUAAGGAUAUGUAUGAAAAGAAAAUAUACCAAGCCUUUCGGGUGAUUUUGCCAUACAAAAUACUCAAGACACAUUUAAUGCAGCAAGUUAAUUACAUUAGUAAUUUCCAUGUCCUUAAUAUUUCUUUAUCUCUGUUUAUUUUAGAUUGAAUGUUAAUUCCAUUCAUGAUAUAAUUCUAGCCAUAACUUUUAUUUUUAGUUUUCAUAUUGCCAUGAAAAUUUCACAUUCCCAAUUUUUAAGCAUUUAAGCUUUUUCCACUGCCUAUUUUAUAGAGAUGAACUGAGAAAACAAAUUUGUGAACAAAAUUGUGGAGGGAAAAACAAAGAAGAUUUGUUUACUGUUAUUCAUAGUCAAUUGUUCUAAUGAAAACUUAAAUGUACAUUAAAGCUUUCAACCUUCAUCUAAAUAUUAGGGUACUUUGGAUUUUUCAACUUUUUCAAAAAUAUAGAUAAUUGUAAACAUGUAAAGUAUUUAUUAUUUGGGAAUAUUGCCAUGUUAUGUUCAUUGUCUCACCUGCUUUGGAGUCGAAGAAUUUAUUAAAAAAAACAUUUUCUUAAUUAUUUUUCAUCAUCUACCAAAAUAAAAUCCUCACGCAAAGGUUUCCAGGGUCUUAAAGUUAGAUGUAGGACUUCAUAUAUUUGUAUCCUAGUUUAAAUCACUUUUAUCUAUAUAAGGUGGUGAUUCCGAAUCCCGUAUUUAAAAGUAUUUGAAAAUUAGGUUAAGGAUGAUUUAAGAAAAAUGUUUGAUUAUUCAUUCUUAUGUAGAUAAACUCGUAAAUCCAAUUGAUUGAGUCAAAUUGAUUAAGUUGAUUAAAUAAAUUAAUUGAUUAAUAAUUAGCAAUUUAUUCAGAAGCCAUUUGACUGGUGGCAUAUUUUGCACUGCCUUGUAAUACAAAGUCUAACUAUAACUUAGAUAUUUUGCUUGUAGGACAAGUGUUCUAAAUUACAAAUUGAAUCAGAUAAUUAUAUGCACAAACUACGAGAAAGUGUUUUUGUGUGUGGACUGGAAUUAGGUACACAUGAGGUUGGCACACUAGAAAUGUUUUUGUUUUAAAAUGCAUUUGAAAACGUGUUUUAAAUCGAUUUAAAACACAUGAAACCUCACUGUGUUUUUAAAGGUAGAUGAUUUUUAUCAGAACCCUACAUGAUUUGUUAGGUUGAUGGCACAUAGACUUCAACAAUUUGUUGUAAAUUUUCUUAAACAUUGCUUCCUUGGCAUCCUGCUUCCUUUAAAUGUAAUGCAAUUCAGAUUAUAUUAUUUUUAUGUAAACUUAGAUGAUUACUUGCAUAAAUUGUUCAUAGUUUUAUUUUUAUGUAUUAGAUUUUUUUUCUAUUAGUUCAGAUAUAUUUCUGUGAUUUUUCUUCUUUCUGUUGAAUUAUAUGUGAUGUUAUUCAUUUUUAAGGUUUAUUUUAAAGUUUAUGAAGUAUCAAUCUGGUAAUAGUAGAAUCAAAUUUGUUACAUAUUUUGCGAUGUUAGUACUUGUAUUAAAAUGAAUUAUAAGGAGAACAAUAGAUCAAACUGGAGGGGAAGUUCCUAGACGCUACCAAACCAAGUUGAAGGUUUCCCCCUUUUCUGUAAAUUUGAAUCCAACUCGUGCUUGCAUUGAGAAAUGUGAAAAUUAUCAAAAAUAUGAAAAUAAUAAUAUCGAUGGAAAGAGGAGAAUUAAUGUGAAUGCCUUGAAAACACCUUGUAGAAGGAAAGUCUUAUAUUGUGCUAUUGUGGAGCGUAUGAUGAAUUUGGAUUUAAAAUAUGCCUUACUCUCUCCUUGCAGAUAUGUCUAUUUAAUCACUAAAAAAACAAAUAUAUAAAUAUAUAUAUAUAAAUGUUGCUUAUUUCAUGGAUAUUCUUUUUUUGAUUUCUCAACUGCGCGAUAAAACCUGUAUGCCAUUCUUUGGUACGUAGAAAAGUCUUAGUCGAUUGACUGUAUUGUGUAUCUUAUAUAUUAGCUGAAUAAUUGAAAAAAAAGAAAAAGAAAAAAAGUAACAGUGCGUGUCUGUGGAAAUUGCGAAAAAUGUGUUUGAGGUCACAAAACAGAAAAAAACUGAAGAAAAAAAGUGGUUAAAAUGCAUUCUUUGUGAUUGACAUGAAUAAAUGUGCUUAUUUCUUUUCUGUGCCAAACCGUAUGAAAAAAUGAAAACAAAUAUACCAAUAUAUCUUACAGUCUAUAGUAUGAUAUUGAAAAAUAAAACAUCGUCUAAUGGCGCUUACAUAGCCAGAAAUA
Messenger RNA from Lytechinus variegatus (green sea urchin), 13316 nucleotides. Its product is annotated as fibronectin type-III domain-containing protein 3A-like. NCBI's taxonomy places the organism in Eukaryota, Metazoa, Echinodermata, Echinoidea, Temnopleuroida, Toxopneustidae. Bases 314 to 4495 code for a protein of 1393 amino acids. The record is from RefSeq and is a predicted model, not a curated record. The transcript has 21 exons. Gene Ontology annotation, molecular function: protein binding.